Molecule: messenger RNA, 836 nt
Organism: Triticum aestivum (bread wheat)
Lineage: Eukaryota; Viridiplantae; Streptophyta; Magnoliopsida; Poales; Poaceae
Product: dirigent protein 20-like
Exons: 1
Coding region: 119-538 (139 amino acids)
Source: RefSeq, a predicted model, not a curated record
UCGUCAUGGCUCCUUCCUCCAGCUACUGACUUUAGUCCUCGUCCUGCUGGCCUCGUCGGCGGCCGUGCCGCGCGGUGCCCACCUCCACGGCACCAACCUAAAGCGCAUUCGCGCGUACAUGCACCAGACCCUCACGGGUCCGAACGCGACGGAGGAGACGUCGGUGCAGUCCCCGCUGGGCGGCGGCGCGACGUUUGGGCAGAUCACCGUGCUGGACAACGAGCUGCGGGACAGCCCAGACCGGUGGCGCUCAUCACCCCUUGGCCGUUUCCAGGGCUUGGUCGCCGAGGCGGGGCUGGCGGGCACGCCGGGCCUGCUGUCGGCGGCCAACGUGGUGUUCACGGCCGGGCGGCACCGCGGGAGCACGCUGGCCAUGCUGGGCACGGUACAGAACUUACGGGCCACCGUCGAGCGCAGCGUCCUCGGGGGGACCGGCGAGUUCCGGAUGGCCCGCGGGUACAGCUCCAUGGUUUACAUGGCCGGGGCGAGCACGUCGAACAACGAUGUCUACAUGAUCGACUUCUUUGUUCAGGUCUAGCCGUGGUUUGAGUAGUUGUGGAUUAUCUCAUCUAGGCUGCUGAGGAGGCCAUGACCAGUUGCCAUAUAGGAGUAUGGGAAUUGUUUACAAACGGUGCACCGGCCGAAGCUCGAUCGGGUAGCGAUCCAGCGCUCCCGCACCUCCCGAUCCAUGUUGUUUUUUUUCUUGGCCCAUCACGUGGCCUUGGCCCACCACGUUUACUCGGUCAGCUCUAUUUUUCACCAACCGCUCAAGCUGUGGGGUGAGAAAAAUAUCUACAACUGCAGACGGACGAAGUUACAUCCGUUUUUUGCUGCAA